This is a messenger RNA of Austrofundulus limnaeus, 2727 nucleotides long. RefSeq lists its product as uncharacterized. Gene Ontology annotation, molecular function: ubiquitin-protein transferase activity. The transcript is spliced from 2 exons. The record is from RefSeq and is a predicted model, not a curated record. Lineage: Eukaryota; Metazoa; Chordata; Actinopteri; Cyprinodontiformes; Rivulidae. Bases 1028 to 1978 code for a protein of 316 amino acids.
UUUAAUCUUGCAACGUCAUGCUGUGUGAGACAAAAUGAAAGAAAAAUUGUGUGUGUUGCCACAGGAUAUUGCACUAGGUGUCAAGUUUCCCUGUGAGUUCUAAUAUGAAUUUCUGUCUACACAGAUUGAUGCUACAGUAAUUGACUGUAUGGAUGAUGGAACUCUAUCUGAAUACAUUCCAACUUAUGGUGACCGAAUAGCAGCAAGACGCUUUUGCUUAGACCAAAAAGGCACAAAUCCCAAAGAUUCAAAAAAACAAUCCCUCCUUGAAAAACUAAAGAGGAAAAAUGGGCCUCGAAAGUAGUGAUGAAAAUUUGAAUCAAGCUGACACAAGUGCAACAAAACAGACAAGGACAAAUGCACAAUCCAAUAAAUGGGCUCAAAAAAAGACAAGACGAAUUGAGCUGGGGUGGAUUCAUGAUGGAAAACAAGUCAGGACACGCAAGGGAGGUGGAACAAGGACACUUGAUGUACCCAAAGACACAAAAAAAUCUUAUUAAUUAUUCCAGAGAAUUUUUUUCUCCAAUGGAAAAUGUAGAUUUGGAAGUUUGGACACAUUAAAUCAUGACAUACUGGACUUCCAGGAAGAAGCUGUGCUUGACGACAACAUUACAGUGGGAGAACUGUACUCAGUGGUCAGAUUAGGAAGGUUGAGAUUUUACUUUUCRACAACAAGUAAGAUCAACUUGGAGGGAGAGGAAUCUGAAGGAAAUGAUGUACAAACAACAGACUUAGAUGAAAAUGACCAAGAAAGUGAACCUCUUUUCAAUCUGUCAUCAGACUUGGAUGAAUCCGAAGUCACUUUCAGCCCAGUCUCAAAUGCAGAGCCUGUUCUAGGUGAACUUGAUGCCACCAUCAUCUAUCAGUUUGAAGGAGAUGAGCAAGACUUCAUACAUCUCUGGAAAUUCCAUCCACAAGCGGAACUCACUUAAGUCCCGCAUUAGAUGAUGAAGGAAGCACCAGCACAGCUUCAAAUGAAAUAGUGUCUAUCACCAUAAAACUACACAGGAGCAAUCUUCUUGAGGAGAUGAUAACACAGUUCAAGGAUAAAAUACUCCUUAGACAAACACUAAAAUUUUGUUUUAUAGAUGAAAAGGGAYCUGAUGCAGAUGGUGUCUCAAGAGAUGUGUAUACCACGUUUUGGACUGAGUUCAUGGACUGCAUCGGAGAAGGGGAGGAGGUAAGGGUUCCAUCAUUGCCUAACAGAUGGCAAAAACGAGAGUGGAAAUCCAUUGGCCGGAUACUACUUAAGGGUUUUAAAGAUCAUGGAUACUUUCCUUGUCGCCUUGCCCCUGCUUUUACAGUUGCUCUCAUUUUUGGUGAGAGUGAAGUGUCUGAGGAGAUGUUGUUUGAAAGCCUUCUCCUGUACAUCAGUCAGUCRGACAGAGAUCUUGUGAGCAAUGUCUUAAAAUCAGGCUGUCUAGAUGAGGACAGAGAUGAACUUGUUGAUCUUCUGGAUCGCUUAAAUGUAACAACACUUCCAACACAAGAUAAUUUAAAAGGACUCCUUCUAAACGCAGCACACAAGCACCUGAUCCAAAAACCAAGGUAUGCUGCAGAACAAAUGUCGUCAACUGCUAGCCACAUUUUGAAGGAGUCAUUUUGUAGUCCACAAGCUCUCCUCCAGAUGUACCAAGAAAAAAAGGCAACAACAAAAAGGUUUUUGAAGUUGCUAGAGGCCUCUCCUACUACUCAAGCAGAGAGUCAGAGCUUUCGUUUUCUACAGCAGUACAUAAGAGGACUGGAUGAUCCAGGACUUAGAAGAAUGCUAAGGUUUGUUACAGGUUCUGAUAUUAUCUGUGUAAACAAAGUUGAGGUGAUCUUCACGCCAGUAGAAGGUCUGGCAAGGYGACCUAUUGCACAUACUUGUGGACCAGCUCUGGAGCUUCCAUGGACCUAUGGUUCAUACCCAGAGCUUCGUUGUGAAAUGGACAGCAUACUGCUUAAUCAAAACUCCUUUGAGUUCAGCAUAGUUUAGGUCAAAUUAUGCCAUUUAGUACCAAAACCAAAAAAGAAGAAAAUGCAGAGAUAAUGGGAUUAAAACAUAAAYCCUGCAAUGCAUCAUUAUGGCAAAGGAAAGAAAAAUAAGUGAGRUUUUAAAUUAAAUGAAAAGUGCACAAUAUGCUAAGAAUUUUUUUCACAGUAAUGUUGAAGAGCUAACUUUUCUGAUUUCAGACCAGAAGUUUGUGUAGAGUUCGUAACACAAAUAUACACAGUUAUGUAACCAUAUGUUUUCAUUGUAAUUUUAUUUUUUUUACAUAACAUGCAAAACCUGUUGUUUUCACAGAGUGUGAAGGAUUUGAGUGUUUGAAGCACCGAGCACCUUUUUGGUUUCAAACUGAGUUCAUGUUUUUGUAGAGUUCAUAAAAGAAAWAUACCGAAUUAUGUAAACACAUGUUUUUCUAUGAAAUGUUUUUUCACUUAAUGUAAAACAUUUCUAUUAUGCAUCUGAGUAGUUGUUGAUUGACAKAAAAUAAACGUGUUUGCAAACAGUUUCAUCAAUUUGAUUUCAAUAUAAUUUUCUGUUGGAUAUUCAGCUUUGUAAUGGAAAACUGAACUCUUGAAGUUGAAGUAAUGGGCUAUAUAAUUAUUUAAUACCCAAACUAUUAAAACAAUGGUUAGUUUUUGUAAGUGUUGAAUGAAUAAAAUUGACGGCCAUGAAAUGCCACAUAUUUCAUUAUGUAAACCUAAAAUUCAGUAGACAUCAAAAAGCUAAAAAAAAAAAAA